Molecule: messenger RNA, 1521 nt
Organism: Fusarium mangiferae
Lineage: Eukaryota; Fungi; Ascomycota; Sordariomycetes; Hypocreales; Nectriaceae
Exons: 1
Coding region: 1-1521 (506 amino acids)
Biological process (GO): transmembrane transport
Cellular component (GO): membrane
Molecular function (GO): transmembrane transporter activity
Source: RefSeq, a predicted model, not a curated record
AUGACCGAGAAACACGAUAUUCCCGACAAUGCGUCCUUGACGCCCUCCCAAGCUGCUGGCAAGACAUUCGCCACCCAUAACCUCCACGGCGGUGAACAGCUUGAGAAGCGAUACAGUCCUCUUUCUGUCCUCGCUUUUGCCUUUACCACCACCAAUUCUUGGAUGGCCUUUGCAUCAGGCAUUGCCAUACCGCUUGCUUGUGGUGGAGGACCCUCGAUCAUCUAUGGCUUGAUCGCUGGUGGCGUCAUCAUGGCCACCAUCAACAUUGGUUUCGCUGAAUUGGCUUCAGCGUUUCCUUCGGCUGGUGGACAGUAUCACAUCGUCUUCAUGGCCUUUCCCGCGUCUACACGACGCGUUGCUGCUUUUUAUACUGGUUGGAUCUCCAUUAUCUACCUGAUGGCUGCGACAGCAUCUUGCAACUUUUUCGCUGCCAGUUCUGUUCUAGAUCUUGUCCAACUGUGGCACCCAUCAUAUAACAUCCAGGCUUGGCAUACGUAUUUGAUGCAUAUCCUACUGUGUAUUAUUGCCUUUGCCGCCACUUCCCGGUUCCCUGCUGCCAUCGGCCGCUUGACUACUACCAUCUUCUGGCUGUCCUUAGUUGGUUUCAUCGCUUCUAUGGUCACUCUUCUUGCUGUUAGUGAUCACAAGCAGUCAUCUUCUACUGUCUUCAAGGAGUACAAGAACGUCAGUGGAUGGGGAGAUGGCUGGGCAAUGAUCACCUCUAUCACUGCCUGCUUAUGGGCCUACAGUGGCGUUGAUGGUCCUACCCAUUUGGCAGAAGAGGUGCCAAACCCAAGUAAGAAUGUUCCUCGGGCUAUUUUCUUGACCAUUGGCCUCGGUAUCUCCACUGUCGUUGCCUGGACUAUCGCCCUUAUGUUCUCCAUCAAGGAUGUCGAUGCCAUCAUUGAGUCGACAGUACCUAUUCUCGAGGUCUACAACCAAGCUCUCAACAACAGAGUUGCCACCACCAUCUGGUCUGUCUAUUACAUCGUUAUGUUCUACGAUAUUGUUCUAAACUUGUUCAUCUUCUCUGGUCGAACCAUAUGGUCCUUCUCCAGAGACGGAGGUGUCCCAUUCUCAGCAUUCCUGUCACAUCUCAACUGGGCCAGUCCUGUUCGAGCUACUGCAGUCAUGCUUGCCUUGCAGAUCAUUAUUGGAGUUUUGUACGUUGCUUCAAGCACUGCUUACAACAGCUUUAUUGGUCUUACACUGUUCGCGCUCAACAUUACUGUCACUCUUCCCCAGGCCGCGCUACUUGUUCGAGGGCGUAGUUGCCUUCCUGAGAGAUCUUUCUCACUUGGUAAAGCAGGAUAUGCCGUAAACACUGCGGCUACACUAUUUGUUGCAUUGUUCUCUGUCAGCUUUUGCUUUCCUGCCUUCAUGCCUGUCACGGCAUCUUCAAUGAACUAUCUUAUCGUAGUUAUGGCAGUUGGCCUGGUAUUUACCACUGCACUCUGGUUCGGUGGUCUUCGAAAGACGUUCACUGGACCCCAGGUCAGUCUGGAGGGCGAGGAUCAGUAG